Messenger RNA from Olea europaea var. sylvestris, 880 nucleotides. RefSeq lists its product as uncharacterized. Lineage: Eukaryota; Viridiplantae; Streptophyta; Magnoliopsida; Lamiales; Oleaceae. The transcript is spliced from 2 exons. The coding region runs from base 99 to 458 and encodes 119 amino acids. The record is from RefSeq and is a predicted model, not a curated record.
UGACACUUUCCAAUUAAUUGCAUAACCUUCCUACUAAAAAAAUUGUAUUCCCGCUUGUGUCAUAAAAUUCAAUUCGUGAUUCCUAACUUUUAUUUCGUAUGCCGGCUCCUGACUCGUUCUACAUUUAUUUUUCUUCCAUUUCGACCAAGAGAACAAAGAAUACCGAGAGUCCAAAGACAGACUGCGGAGAGAUAUAUGCCUACUGGGUUCUGUUCGGCGAUUUAUACGACAAUGAGAAGUAUGUGACGACGUCGAAGAAGCUGUGUAGGACUGGGUUCGCCAUGUUUGAAGACAGUGCCAACGACGACACACGCAACGCAACACCAAUGUGCGAGGAGAGCAGCGACUCCAAUGAUGAGGGCGACAAGUUCGAUAGGCCUGCAUCAAGCAUGGAUGUCUCUGGUCGUAGGAGUGGCAAGAAAUGUAGAUUCGACGGUAGUAAAAAGCACAGUAGCUAGGAGAAUCUCUUUAGAAUUGUUGAAAGUGCACUAUCAAGUAUUUUCAACAGUGCCAUUAUUGCAUACUGAAGUAAGUCUUUAAAAGGGGGAAACUUGACAGCAACCAUUGCAACAACGAAUGAGUACGCUCAUGUGAUAGAGAGAGAGAGAGAGGGAGACAAAAUUCUUUGCUUUCUUUUGAGCUUAAAAAUGCAUAGGGAAAUUCCAAACAUGGUUACGGACGUUGUUAAUGGCGCAAUCGAAUCUCAGCUGUGUUUCUGCCAUUUUCUGAUAAUGAAGAGGAGAUUGGGGAAGAGGAAUUCAUGCAACUGCUUGAAGAUGAUAUUGUUCAGUGGUUUCGGUAUUGUCGGAUGGCGGAAAUUGAUGUGGCAGACUACUACCGUCGAUAGAGACGUUAGAUUACUCGAUUUUCAUUUGCAAAG